GGAUGGUUAGAAGGGAGGAUGGAGGGGGCUCGGUGCGUAAUGGUGUGGUAUUAAAUUCUAAUUAGAGAUGCAGGAAUCGAUGAUAGGGAGGUUGGACAGCUCGGUUACCCCAGUGCCAGCCCAAUAGACUGAUGAGUUAUUGUCAUGUAAAAAGCACCAGCAAUAAGACCAACCGCUUUACUAUUGUCCAAGUGGAAAGAGCCAGGUUUAUUAUGAGGACUAUAUGCUCUAGAGACCUCAGGCAAGGCAGCUCAUAGGCGGCUUUUCAUAAAACAAGGCUCAGCUCGUAUAAAGGAGGCCAGUUUUGAAGCAGGCGUCGAUCAGUGCACAUCUACCCACCACCUAGACACCAUCACCAGUCAUCUCCUAACGUAUUCUUCCACUUUGGUGAGCCACCCAGAGCCUUUUCAAUGUAUAAAAUGGAGUAUUCUUACCUCAAUUCCUCUGCCUACGAGUCAUGUAUGGCUGGGAUGGACACUUCAAGCCUGGCUUCAGCCUAUGCGGACUUCAGUUCCUGCAGCCAAGCCAGUGGGUUCCAGUAUAAUCCUAUAAGGACCACGUUCGGAGCCACAUCAGGAUGUCCGUCUCUGACUCCUGGAUCAUGCAGCCUUGGAACGCUUAGAGACCACCAGAGCAGCCCGUACGCAGCAGUUCCUUACAAGCUCUUUACUGAUCAUGGCGGCUUGAAUGAGAAAAGGAAACAGAGGCGCAUCAGGACCACUUUCACUAGCGCACAACUCAAGGAACUUGAGAGAGUGUUCGCUGAAACCCAUUACCCGGACAUUUACACCAGGGAGGAAUUGGCACUGAAAAUCGACCUCACCGAAGCUCGAGUCCAGGUUUGGUUCCAGAACCGUCGCGCCAAAUUCCGCAAACAGGAGAGAGCGGCAGCUGCAGCAGCGGCUGCAGCCAAGAACGGCUCCGCGGGCAAGAAAUCUGACUCGCGGGACGACGAGAGCAAAGAGCCAAAAGCCACUGACCCAGACAGUACUGGAGGUCCAGGUCCUAACCCCAACCCCACCCCGAGCUGCGGAGGACCCAGCCCCACAGGAGGACAGGGCAAUGCCAGUGGGAACGUGGCCGUGGAGCAGGUUAAAUCUGGAGCAGGGGUCCACGGCGCUGGGGUACCAGGGCAGGGAUGGGCGUCCGCUCCGGGCACUAUCACCUCCAUCCCCGAUUCAUUAGGGGGACCCUUUGCAAGUGUGCUCUCGUCUCUUCAAAGACCAAACGGAACCAAACCUACUUUAGUAAAAACCAGCAUGUUUUGAACUUUUCCAAAGACUCGUUGUUUAAUGACAUCUGGUCAACUACUGCAUUGACACGCGUGAGAGGGAGCUGCUGAACCCCGAUUUCUGACCACAUGACAUUAAAGUUAGUGGCAGACUGACGAGGGAGCUGGCACCGCUUAUGGUUUACUGUUUGAAAUCAGUGACUGUCUACAAACUACCAUAAUUACAGGGGACAUCAUGGUCAUUGAUACAUCCAUGUGAGAGACUUGUAUCGAGGGUUAGGCCAGUAUUUGUAUUGAUGUGUUGAGCAUAUUGGUUGUAACAUGUCGGUCCCUCCCUGUUCCGUUUCUUGGUAGAUUUUAUACAUCUGUAAAAUAGCAUUGUUAAUGUUAUUGUAGAGAACAUUUGUGUCAUUGAUUUAAACCUCGAUUUCCUGUAUCAAAAUAGUCAUUUAACAAAACAACCUCUAGAUUAGAAUGGGCGGCAAGCUGCCGCGGGGAUAGGGGUUUAGAAGAACGUUGGGUUGGGUUGUUUUAUAGGAACACGCACCUUGCGAUGUAUGCAUAAAUUGCCCUUUCAUGAAUUAUAAAGGAUCUCAUUUUAUUUUGUUUUAGAGACACAAAAUCAAUUGUUACUGUUGACAGGAAUACUUUAAACGUUUUUUUUUUGUGUCUUUCUACAGCUGUGUUGUGACUCAAUUGUGUAGUGCUAAUAGAAGUAUAAAGGUGUCUACUAUAGUUGAUCCGAGAUGAUGUUUACCGUUGUAGUCUAUGGAGUGUCUUCACUAAGUUUAAAAAGCUCGUCACGGGUUGAGUUAUUUUCAUCUAGAUACGCCAGUUUCAAACCAUGGUAUUUAUUUUAUUAUGAUUUGCAUGUUGUCUUAUUUUUUCUGUCCGAUUGAAUUUUCUUGUGAGCAUAUCUGCUUGUGUCACGUUCAGGAGUUCGAAAUUAUUUAUAUGUAGUUUUAAUGAAUGCUUAUAUUUAAGAAGGGAAAUAUUUCUACGUGUGCAUAUAGUUUUCCAAAAGUGUACCAUUAACAUGGUUGUUGAUAAUAAAAUGAUAAGCAAAUGUU
Molecule: messenger RNA, 2301 nt
Organism: Acipenser ruthenus (sterlet)
Lineage: Eukaryota; Metazoa; Chordata; Actinopteri; Acipenseriformes; Acipenseridae
Product: paired mesoderm homeobox protein 2B-like
Exons: 3
Coding region: 411-1268 (285 amino acids)
Biological process (GO): regulation of transcription by RNA polymerase II
Molecular function (GO): RNA polymerase II transcription regulatory region sequence-specific DNA binding; DNA-binding transcription factor activity, RNA polymerase II-specific
Source: RefSeq, a predicted model, not a curated record